This is a messenger RNA of Caenorhabditis briggsae, 357 nucleotides long. The record is from RefSeq and is a predicted model, not a curated record. Lineage: Eukaryota; Metazoa; Nematoda; Chromadorea; Rhabditida; Rhabditidae. The transcript has 2 exons. The annotation marks the transcript as partial.
AAGGCAACAUUUGCCAAGUUGGAGGAGGAAUUGCUCAAUGAGGCUCGAGCAUUCAACCAGAGGAGAAACCAGCACAAUAAAUUUGAUCUCCAUUAUCUUACUGUAAAUGUGGCGGUAAGAUAUGCCAAAGAGAUUAUCGAGGAGGCUCGAAAAAAGGGAGAGCGAUCGGUCUCCCUGGUUACUGGGGCUGGGAACAACUCCAUAAAUGGCAUCUCCAACACAAAAAAUGCCAUAAUGGGGGAAAUCCGAUUCAACAUGACCAAUUGUCGUGUGGCAGAAGAAAUCCGAUUCAACAUGACCAAUUGUCGUGUGGCAGAGCCUUGCAAUAAAGGUAUGAUUAAUGUUGAAUUCUGGUAG